This is a messenger RNA of Lipotes vexillifer (Yangtze River dolphin), 2163 nucleotides long. It is a transcript of the gene TMC8, whose product is annotated as transmembrane channel like 8. The record is from RefSeq and is a predicted model, not a curated record. Bases 1 to 2163 code for a protein of 720 amino acids. The transcript is spliced from 16 exons. Gene Ontology annotation, molecular function: mechanosensitive monoatomic ion channel activity. Lineage: Eukaryota; Metazoa; Chordata; Mammalia; Artiodactyla; Lipotidae. Gene Ontology annotation, cellular component: plasma membrane.
AUGCUGAGGCAGUGGUCGGUGCAGGCCCCAGGGGAGCCAGAACCUGAGCCGGCCGGCGAGGAGCUGUGGGAGCAGGAGAUGGAGCGGCUGUGCUCCUCCCAGGAACCUGUGCGGGUGCUGCCCUGCGCCAUGGUGGACAAGCGCUUCAUCCGGCAGCUGCGGGAGCCCGAGGGGGUGAAGACCUCGUGCUGGCAGCAGUGGCGUCACAGGCGGCAGACUGCAGGACGGCGCCUGGGGGAGGCAGCACGGCGGCUGGCCCAGGGCUGUGGGCUCUGGGAGGGGGCGCUCUACGAGAUUGGGGGCCUCUUUGGCACCGGAAUCCAGGCCUACUUCACCUUUCUUCGCUUCCUGCUGCUGCUUAACCUGCUGACCCUACUGCUGACCACCAGCUUCGUCCUGCUGCCCCUGACCUGGCUCCGCCCCCCUGACAGAGGACCUGCUCUGAACUUCACCCUCCAGUGUCCUGGUGGCCACCAACCCCAGACUGGUGUUCCCAAGUUCAACAAUCUACUUUGGAAUGUUUUAACCGGCAGGGCCUUCAACAACACCUAUCUCUUUUACGGCGCGUACCGAGCGGGGCCUGAGAGCAGCUCAAUAUACAGCAUCCGCCUGGCCUACUUACUGAGCCCACUGGCCUGCCUGCUCCUCUGCUUCUGUGGGAUUCUGCGGCGGAUGGUGAAGGGGCUGCCACAGAAGAUGUUCCUGGGCCAGGACUACAGGUCACCUCUCAGCGCCAAGGUCUUCUCUUCCUGGGACUUCUGCAUCCAGGGGCAGGAGGCAGCCACCAUCAAGAAGCAUGAGAUCAGCAACGAGUUCAAGGUGGAGCUGGAGGAGGGCCGUCACUUGCUGAUGGUGCAGCAUCAGACCCGGGCUCAGAGGGCCUGCCACCUGCUCACCUACCUGCGGGUCAACAUCCUCAUCGGGCUCCUGGUGGUUGGGGCCAUCAGUGCUAUCUUCUGGGCCACCAAGUACUCGCAGGACAACAAGGAGGAGUCCCUGUUUCUGCUGCUCCAGUACCUGCCCCCUGGGGUCAUCGCCCUGGUCAACUUUCUGGGUCCCCUGCUGUUUGUUUUCCUGGUCCAGCUGGAAAACUACCCUCCCAACACUGAGGUCAACCUUACCCUUAUCUGGUGUGUGGUGCUGAAGCUGGCCAGCCUGGGAAUGUUCUCCUUCUCGCUGGGCCAGACUUUGCUGUGCUUUGGCAGAAACAAGACCAGCUGUGAGUCCUACGGCUACAACGCAUGUGACUACCAGUGCUGGGAGAACUCGGUGGGGGAGGAGCUGUACAAACUCAGCAUCUUCAACUUCCUCCUCACGGUGGCCUUCACCUUCCUUGUCAGCCUGCCUAGGAGGCUGCUGGUAGAGCGGUUGUCCGGCCGGUUCUGGGCCUGGCUGGACCGGGAGGAGUUCCUGCUGCCCAAGAACGUGCUGGACAUCGUGGAGGGACAGACGGUCACCUGGAUGGGCCUCUUCUACUGCCCCCUGCUGCCCCUGCUUAACAGCAUCUUCGUCUUCCUCACCUUCUACAUCAAGAAGUACACCCUGCUGAGGAACUCCAGGGCGUCCCCUCGGCCAUUCCGCGCCUCCAGCUCCAUCUUCUUCUUCCAGCUGGUGCUCAUCCUGGGCCUGCUCCUGGCCGCUGUGCCCCUGGGCUAUGUGGUCAGCAGCAUCCGCUCCUCCUGGGACUGUGGCCUCUUCACCAACUACUCAGCCCCCUGGCAGGUGGUCCCAGAGCUGGUGGCCCUCCGGCUCCCACCCCCUAGCCAGCGCAUCCUCCACUACCUGGGCUCCCACGCCUUCAGCUUCCCCCUCCUCAUCCUGCUCAGCCUUGUCCUGACCGUGUGCGUCUCCCAGUCCCAGGCCAGCGCGAGGGCCAUCCGGGGGCUCCGGAAGCAACUGGUGUGGCAAGUGCAGGAGAAGUGGCACCUGGUGGAUGACCUGUCGCGGCUGCUGCCGGAGCCGGGCUCCGGCGACUCUCUGGGGCCUGAGUCCCCUCACUCCCGAGGUUCGCGCCCGAGAUCCUUCUGCCCCGGAUUCCCGUGCCCGGGCUCCCCGGGACCCAGGGCCCCCAGGCCGGAACCCUCCCUUGAGGAUCCUGCCGGGUUGCGCGGUGUCCGGUUUCCCGCCCGUAGCUGCCGCUUCCCCAGCGGUUCGGAGCUGUAG